AUGAAGGCUGUCGUGAUAGAUCGCUUCGUGCAGAACUAUGAUGAAGUGCACGUUUCCAGUGUACCGCCGCCACGCCCCAGAGGUGACGAGAUCCUCAUCCAGGUCAAAGCCGCUGGGGUGAAUUUUGUCGAUACGCUCUACGCGCGGGGUCUUCACCAGAACAAUCAGAGGCACGUCAAGCCGCCGUUCACCCUCGGACUAGAAUUCUCCGGCCUCGUUGUCUCCUCGCCACGGUCUUGCCCUUGGAAAGCGGGGAGCCGUGUCUUUGGCGCCGCUUCAGGCUCAUACUCCGAGUAUCUUGUCGUCCCAGCCUCGCAGUCUCAUACUCUCCACCCUAUACCAGCAUCUUGGACAUUUGCCCAGGCAGCUUGCCUCGGCGCUACUAUCCCUGUAUCCUACGGUGCCCUAAGUCAACGCGGCGGACUACGAAGCGGCGAAACGGUCCUCGUCCACUCUGCUGCAGGAGGUCUAGGCCUUGCUGCUGUUCAGCUAGCUGUUGCUCUGGGAUGUCGCGUCAUUGGAACAGCAGGGUCCGAUGCCAAAUGCCGAACAGUCGAACGCUUCGGCGCAGAACGAUGCCUCAACUAUUCCACCUCGUCAAAAUGGUCCGAUGAGGUUCUCAAGUUCACAGGUGGGAAAGGUGUAGAUGUCGUAUUUGACCCUGUUGGGCUUGUCGCCGAUAGCCUGCGAUGCCUGGCACACCGAGGGCGCGUUCUAGUCGUGGGAUUUGCCGGACGGGAAGGAAAUAUGGAAGGAGUCAAGAUGAACCGCGUUCUGCUGAAACAGGCAACACUGAUUGGCUAUCGAUUCGGCGAAUCAGACCGUCGGGACCCUACAGAAACUGCCAAAAUAUGGGAGGAGCUAUGGCCGCUCGUUACAGAUGGCAAGAUCAAACCAACCGUCUACGAUCAAGACUAUCUAGGGUUAGAGAGCGUUCCCAAGGCGCUGGGCGAUAUCGCAUCGCGGAAAACAUGGGGCAAAGCCGUGAUCAAGGUAAGCGGGCAAGAAGGGGAAGAUUUCCGUCAAGCCAAAUUAUAA
This is a messenger RNA of Neoarthrinium moseri, 1038 nucleotides long. RefSeq lists its product as uncharacterized. The transcript has 4 exons. Lineage: Eukaryota; Fungi; Ascomycota; Sordariomycetes; Amphisphaeriales; Apiosporaceae. Gene Ontology annotation, molecular function: oxidoreductase activity. The record is from RefSeq and is a predicted model, not a curated record. Gene Ontology annotation, cellular component: mitochondrion. The coding region runs from base 1 to 1038 and encodes 345 amino acids.